GCGCGGGGGACCCCGAAGUUCCAGGGGCCGGAGGGGGAAAGGAGUGGGGUGCCCCGAAGUUCUGGGCGCGGAGGCGGCGGGGAGGGUGCGGCGCGCCGAGCCCCGAAGUUGCAGGAUUGGCCGAGGCUGCGCGGGAGCCCAGAAGUUCCGGAGUCCCGGAGGGCGCCACGGGGGCAAGGGGUCCCCGAAGUCCCGCACCCUUCCUUGGAGGAGGUGGCGACGGUGUCCCCGGAGGUCCGGAUUUGGGGUCCGGGAGCAGGGCGGCCCCGAAAUUCCUUUCCCGGCGCCGGGAAGGUGGCAGGGGAACCCGAAGUUCAGGAGUUGGGGACCGCGCGGAGAAUCCCGAAGUUCAGCGUCUGGGGCGGCCGGCGGCCGGCAGGAGGGCGUCCCCGAGCUUCUGCAUCCGGAGCCGGGGCUGUUGUGGGGGCUCUCGGGAGCGGCCCCGGCGGCUCGGCCCCCCCAGCCGGAGCCCCGCGCCUCGGAAGCGCAUGACGAGCCGGACGUAGCGGCAGCCUGGCCUUCCCUCCGCCCGACCCAGCCUGACCAAUGUCCACAGCCAGGGAACAGCCCAUCUUCAGCACGCGGGCACAUGUGUUCCAGAUCGACCCGGCCACCAAGCGGAACUGGGUCCCCGCAUGCAAGCACCCCGUCACCGUCUCCUACUUCUACGAUGCAGCGCGCAGUGUCUACCGCAUCAUUAGCAUCGGAGGCGCCAAGGCCAUCAUCAACAGCACCAUCACCCCCAACAUGACCUUCACCAAAACCUCGCAGAAGUUUGGGCAGUGGGCGGACAGCCGCGCCAACACAGUCUAUGGCCUCGGCUUCGCUUCCGAGCAGCAUCUGACACAGUUUGCUGAGAAAUUCCAGGAGGUGAAGGAGGCCGCCAAGCUAGCCCGCGAGAAGUCUCAGGAUGGUGGGGAGCUCACGAGUCCCGCCCUGGGGCUCCCGGCCCACCAGGUGCCCCCGAGUCCCUUAGUCAGUGCCAAUGGCCCCGGCGACGAGAAGCUGUUCCGCAGCCAGAGCGCAGAUGCCCCGGGCCCUGCGGAGCGCGAGCGCCUCAAGAAGAUGCUGUCUGAGGGCUCGGUGGGCGAGAUGCAGUGGGAGGCCGAAUUCUUCGCGCUGCAGGACAGCAACAACAAGUUGGCGGGCGCCCUACGAGAGGCCAACGCGGCCGCUGCCCAGUGGAGGCAGCAGCUGGAGGCCCAGCGCGCAGAGGCCGAGCGGCUGCGGCAGCGGGUGGCCGAGCUGGAGGCCCAGGUGCCUGCGGAGCCGCCUGCGAGCGAGAAAGAAGGGCCAGGCCAGUCGCUGGAGCAACUGGAAGUGCUGGUGCAGACCAAGGACCAGGAGAUCCAGACGUUGAAGAGCCAAACCGGAGGCUCGCGUGAGACCCCAGACGCCACCGAGCGGGAGGAGAUGCAGCAGAAAAUGCAGGACCUGCAGGCGCGCAGCCUGGAGCUGGAGCACCAGCUGCGGGCCAUGGAGCGGCGGCUGGAGGAGACGCGGGCCGAGCGGGAGCGCGCGCGCGCCGAGGUGGGCCGGGCGGCGCAGCUGCUGGACGUGCGGCUCUUCGAGCUCAGCGAGCUGCGGGAGGGCCUGGCCCGCCUGGCCGAGGGCGCCCCGUGACGGGCGGAAGCUGCCCGCGCCUGCACCGCACCCAGGAGGCUGCGGGGGCUGGUUCUGCGCUUGCUUCCAACGUGCAAUGUCUAAACCCCGGGGCCCAAGGGGCACCCAGAUUACAUUUCUAAG
Molecule: messenger RNA, 1746 nt
Organism: Sorex fumeus (smoky shrew)
Lineage: Eukaryota; Metazoa; Chordata; Mammalia; Eulipotyphla; Soricidae
Gene: HOMER3
Product: homer scaffold protein 3
Exons: 10
Coding region: 547-1623 (358 amino acids)
Biological process (GO): G protein-coupled glutamate receptor signaling pathway; regulation of store-operated calcium entry
Cellular component (GO): plasma membrane; postsynaptic density; dendrite
Molecular function (GO): G protein-coupled glutamate receptor binding
Source: RefSeq, a predicted model, not a curated record